Nanorana parkeri is the source of this 2455-nucleotide messenger RNA. RefSeq names its product FAST kinase domains 5 (gene FASTKD5). Gene Ontology annotation, cellular component: ribonucleoprotein granule; mitochondrial matrix. Lineage: Eukaryota; Metazoa; Chordata; Amphibia; Anura; Dicroglossidae. Gene Ontology annotation, biological process: regulation of mitochondrial mRNA stability; mitochondrial RNA processing. The transcript has 2 exons. The coding region runs from base 86 to 2455 and encodes 789 amino acids. Gene Ontology annotation, molecular function: RNA binding. The record is from RefSeq and is a predicted model, not a curated record.
CUUUCUUCAGUGCAAGAAGCGGUGGUGACAGAGGAGAGCGGAGCGUUUAUGUCCCUUCCUGGUGUCUGUAUUCGAAGGUGACCCCAUGGGAUUCAUGGCCAUUCUCAUCCCCCGAAGAUUACCGAGAGUGGUUUUUCAGGCGGCUGCCCUAUCAACUUCUAAAUGGGCAUGGCAUAAUCCUCCUGUUGAUGAACUUGGAAGGCGUUACCUAUUCAAGUCGGCCAAUGCACCUGCUCGUUCCGAGGAUGAUCACCGAAAUAGGUUGGGCCAUCGGGAGUCUCCAGUCGCUUACAAAACUGCUACAUUUCCGGCCGAAAUAAAUGACUAUGAGAAAGGAAUAGAAGAAAAUGACGUUUAUUCCUUUGAUAAUGAUUGCCCGAGUCUUGUUUCUAAACCACCAACAAAGGCUUAUGCUACUAUAUCGCAGUUUUUACCUAAAGACAAACAGAUAGGCUUGAGCCUAGAUCAGCGAAAGCCAGCCAGGGUUACAUUUAAAAAAAUGUCAGAGGCUUCUGAUUACAGAUUGUACGGCGACAUUGAAUCCUACGACACUAGACAAGAUCCCCGGGCUUUUCAGCAACACAGACCAGAAUACAAAUCAAUGUGCUACAACUCCGAACGUCUUAUGGAAACAUCUAUGGAGGAAGGUGACCGCAUUCUGGAGAAAGUUACCAGUCGCCUCACACCCAGUGAAGUUUCAGACUUUUUGGAAAAACUUAGUUAUUUACCUGAAAAAAUGCUGUUGGCUAUCAAAUCAGAUGAAAGAUUUAGAACGCUGUGCAGCUGCAGUACUUCAAAUCUUCCCUUUUACACCAACUCGGAAAUCAUUAGUAUUCUUGGUGCAUUUGUACGUCUCGGAAUUGCCCCGUGCCCCAUGCUAAAACAAUAUGAGCAAGAGCUUUGUCUUAGGGUCAGGCAGUUAUCUACCAACGAGUUGUUGCUGGUGGCAGAUACCUUUCGGUAUAUAGGUGUUCAUUUUCCCGAGUACUUGAACCUUACGUACAGCUGCAUGCAGCUAAGUUGUUCAGACUUAAGCUUGCCCCAGUUAAUACAGUUGAUAUAUAUUAUCGGUGAGGGGAGGCAUGCCCCAAAGGAAUUGCUGGAGAAAAUUGAGCCGAUGGUCCUGAGAUAUAUAAAGUCCAUUAACCUUGAAGAAAUUGGCACGGUUUGCCUUGGCUUUUUUAAAACCGGCAAUGGAUUAUCACUACACCUCACAGAAAAAUUUGGCGACAUCAUCGUAGAAAACAUCGAACAAGUGACCAAUUUUUCCUUGGUGAGCGUGCUUAAAAUGUUCCGUUUCACCCGUGCGUUCCACAUGCAGUUUUUCAGGCAAGUUGGAGAGGAGGCCUCUAAACGCGUACCUAAAAUGACAAUGCAGGGCAUCAUGCAUGUUGUCUUGGCUUUUGCGUCCAUGCGCAAUCUAAACGAGGACCUCAUGAAUGCUGUAGCUUUAGCUAUCCCCAGUAGAUUGUCUUACUGCCGGAGCAAAGACCUCGCUAAGUUCUUGUGGUCUUUCGGCAUGCUCGGAUACAAACCGCCAAACGCCGACGUCUUCUACGCUGCUUUUAUCAAGCAAAUCCAUAAAAACCUGAAAGAAUUUAUGAAAUAUCCUGAACAUUUUCUUACUUGCUUGAUGGGGCUUGUUUUCUGUCAACAGUAUCCAUUGGAUCUGAUCAGUAUUGCUUUGAGUGAAAAGUUUGUCAUGCGUUCGGCCAAAGUACGUGCGUUUGAACUUAAAAAGGAUCUGUUUACGAUUGCUGGCUCUGUAGAAAUCGAAUGUCCUCAAUACACUGGUGAUACUAUCUCCCCAGAGUUCCGAAAAGAAGUAACGGGCAUGAUUGUUGAACUGUCCACCCGGGACAUUCACAAAAGGGAAGAGUGGAUUGAAGCUGGCAUGUUGCUGCAGCAUAUUUUGGGCGGGCCGCAGUACGUAAAGGAGCAUAUGAUUUUGCCGCACACCAGGUCCAAAGAUUUUGAAGUCCACUUAGAUGUGAAUGGAAAGCCUGUUGCUGUCAAUACCGUUGUUGAGGAACUUGACCCGCCUCUUAUUAAACACUGUAAUGUUAAAAUCACUGAUGACCUCAUAAGUCAGUUAACCAAUACAGCCAAGCGAAUCCCUACCAGCUCAAAGAGUAGACCUGUUACCAAUCCAGAGGAUCCCAACACCGUCAGAGACUUGUCAAAGGCAACUUUGCCGGAGAAGGCUGAAAAUCCUGCCGGCCAAUCUGUGGUCAUCAAGUUGGCUAUCCAGGUUACAAACCGCAAUCAGUACCUCUCCAACUGUUUCACGGAACCUACGGCGCUCUAUGUUUUGAAAAGACGCCAGCUACGGAAGCUAGGAUACGUAGUGGUCGACGUGCCCUAUUGGGAAUGGUUUCCGCUUGCCAAACAGACACAGUCCGAAAAAAUGGCCUAUCUGCACCAAAAAGUGUUUGGCUCAGUUGAGGUUAAAUGA